Molecule: messenger RNA, 558 nt
Organism: Trichomonas vaginalis G3
Lineage: Eukaryota; Parabasalia; Trichomonadida; Trichomonadidae
Product: KilA, N-terminal/APSES-type HTH, DNA-binding family
Exons: 1
Source: RefSeq, a predicted model, not a curated record
AUGAUUGCUUCCCUCGGAAAACCGAGAGAAGAGAUUCCGUACGAAAAUCGCAAGAAUUUGGCUCCUGGUUUGAAAGGUUAUUAUGUUCAUAGACUUUUAGUAAACGCUGUAGCAAUGUGGGCUUCACCUCGUUAUGCUUGUUAUAUUUUCAUGAUGUUAGAUGAACUAUAUAAAGCAGAACGUGGAGAGAUGGAAAAGAAACUUCAAGCAAAAGAUGAAGUCAUUGAAUCCAAAGACAAAAGCAUACAGAAAAGAAUACCGCGUUCGGUACCAAAAGGAAAGGAAAAGAGUUAUAAGUAUAUGAUAUAUACUGAAGAGUUGGAGAAAGAAGAAGAUAAAGAUGUGGUUAUGUUGCAUUUAGUCAGAAGAAACAACAAGAGCUUUUAUGACUUAGCUAAAAUAUAUAAAUCUGACAGAAACUGGUUCUAUCGUGAAAACUUACCGAUUUCAAUGACACCGAAUGAGCAAAUAAAGGAAAUUGUCAAAAAUACUCUUCCUCAAACACACUAUGACAUCAAAGGUUGCACAAUACUUACAUUCAAAGAAGACUUAACAUUA